This is a messenger RNA of Protopolystoma xenopodis, 311 nucleotides long. The record is from the annotation of a GenBank genome assembly. NCBI's taxonomy places the organism in Eukaryota, Metazoa, Platyhelminthes, Monogenea, Polystomatidea, Polystomatidae.
UAAAACGGAAUUUUACCACAGUCACACUUGUCUAUACUCGAAUGAAGAGUUUAGAAUAUAGAAUAGAUGAGUUGAUUAACUUGUAUUUGCGUGGUUCGUCUUUUAUGAGCGAUGAGGCUGUCAGCAUUGAAUUUUUAUUCGAUGCUAUAGUCUGCCUAUUUUACGAAUGUAAUCUUCCACAGCAUAAAUCUGAACGAAACUGCCAACGAUUUUCUAAUACUGUGAGGAAUUGUGUCAAAAAGAUCGAGAGCUGUCGGCUUUCGCGUUCCGAAUUCGAUACUAUUCGUUUAAUCGGUUUUGGCGCAUUUGGA